AAGCAAAGUUCGAUGUUACACUUAUAGUGGAUGAAGGACUUACAGCACUUUCGAAUAUGAAUGUUAUAAGCGAAACAAAGGUAGACAAUAAAAAGGUGGUGAAAUUCGCAACUACUCCAUUAAUGUCAACAUAUCUUGUUGCGUUUGCUGUCGGUCAGCUGGAGUAUAUCGAGGGUAAAACAAACGGAGAUUGUUUGGUACGAAUAUAUACAGUGGCAGGUAAGAAGAACCAGGGCGAAUUUUCUCUAGAAGUUGGAAUAAAAGCGCUAGAUUGGUACAGUAAAUGGUUUGGUAUCGAUUAUCCAUUACCCAAAUGUGACCUCGUAGCCAUUCCCGAUUUCAGCAUGGGUGCCAUGGAAAACUGGGGCUUGGUAACAUAUCGCGAGGUAGCAUUACUGGUUGAUCCAGCCAAAUCUUCUACACGACAAAAAUCUCGUAUCGCACUCGUUGUCGCUCAUGAACUUGCUCAUCUUUGGUUUGGUGAUCUUGUCACAAUGAAAUGGUGGACCGAUCUGUGGUUAAAAGAAGGUUUCGCUUCGUUUAUGGAGUACAUGUUUGUUGGUGUUAAUUAUCCGGAUUUUAAAAUAUGGCUUCAUUUUGUUAAUGAUGAGCUUGCAUCAGGCUUUGACUUAGAUGCUUUGCGAAGCUCUCAUCCGAUCGAGGUUGAAAUAGAUAAUCCUAAUGAAAUGGAUGAAAUCUAUGAUAAUAUAACGUACGCGAAAUCAAAUUCAAUCAACCGAAUGUUGUGCAAUUAUUUGGGUGAAGAGAUAUUCCAAAAAGGGUUACGGAUAUACCUUACGAGGUUCCAAUACAGCAAUGCAGUCACUACUGAUUUGUGGAAUGCGCUGAGUGAAGCUUCCGGUCAGGACAUUGAAACGUUAAUGUCAACAUGGACAAAACAAAUGGGUUAUCCUCUUGUUAGUGUUAGUCAGGAAAUUAAUGGAAAGAAAAGAAUCAUAAAAAUGAAUCAGAAAAGAUUUCUCGCUGAUGGCACUACUGAUGAAAAAAACUCGCUAUGGCAGAUUCCAAUCACGAUCUCCGUAUCAUCUGAACCGGAUAAAAUAAAAGAAAGAGUUCUGUUGAAAGAAUUUGAGCACGAUGUUACGAUUAAUGAUGUAGACCCUAAGGACUGGAUAAAGCUGAAUGUCGGAACUACAGGUUUUUAUCGUGUUUUAUAUUCAAAUGAUAUGUUACAAGCGCUUUUACCUGACUUUGCAACCAAAAAGAUUCCCGUACUUGACCGAUUUGGCAUUGCAAACGAUAUAUUUGCACUGGUGAAGUCUGGACGACAAUCAGCAAAACAGUUUUUGUCAUUGCUUGAAUCAUCCUCAAAUGAAGAUGACUACACAGUGUGGAGUACUCUUGAUUCAGGCAUUUCUGCGUUGUCGAAUGUAUUAUCACAUUAUGACCCCAUUAUGCGUUCGAAAUUUAAUAAAUUUAUUGUUAAAAUUUUAAUACCAGUGGCAAAUCGACUUGGUUGGGAAGCUAAACCGAAUGAAGAUUCCCAAAUAGCAUUAUUGCGAGCGUUAAUUCUUGGUCGAUUAGGUCGUUGCGACCAUGAAGAAACUAUUAAAGCAGCUAGAGAGAAGUUUCUAGAACAUUUCAGAAAUAAAACUGAGCUUCAUCCAGAUUUGCGACUUACGAUAUACGGAAUGAUGGGAAGGCAUUAUGGUAAAGAGGGAUUUCAAGAACUGAAAGAGAUUUACGAAACUGCAGGAUUCGGUGAAGUAGAGCGAAAUUGCAUUGUGGCGAUGCCGCAAACAUCCGAUGUAGAUUUAUUGAAGGAAGUUUUCGAAUACGGCAUUAAAAAUGGCAAAGUUCGUCCGCAAGAUAUCAUUUAUCUCUUCUAUGGUGCAUGUGUGAAUAAGUCGGGGCAAGAUUUUGUGUGGAAAUAUUUCAAGGAUUCUACCAAACUACUGCUUCAAAAAUUUGGUGGUGCAAAUAGUUCGCUUUUCCAGCAUUGUUACAGAACUAGUGCUGAUUGUCAGUGCUCUAGUGUAAUGGUAAAAGAAGUUGAGGACUUUGUUUGCUCGUGUCUAGAAGCAGAUGAAGCUCGAACGCUUAAUCGCACCACGCGGCAAAUCAUGGAAUCAGUGCAUUUGAACGAGCAAUUGUUGAAGCGCAACGCAGACGUUAUCAAUGAAUAUCUUGCUGCUGCAGAUUUCUGAACCAGUUCUUUCCCACAUGCAGAGAUUGAACUCCGGUUAUUUUUUGCUUUUUGAUUAGUAUUUCUUUGGACUAUUUUUGAAAUUAAUUUUGAUGUUCCGGAGAGGAAUAUAAAAAACUUGUUCGUGUCUAGAAUUAAGGAUAAAAUAAUUUACAUUAAGCCCUCCAAUGAAUUUCAGCUGCGUUUUUUUACUCCUUCAAAAUGUUCGUUAUUUUACUAUCUCUUUUCUUGUUUUUUCGCCUCUAGUAUGCCUUGUUGAAACUUUCAAUAUUUUUAAGUUAUAUAUUCGUAAAAAAUUUACUUGGUUUCUGUGACUUCCAAUCAGGAAGCGUUGAAUGGUAAGGGAAUUCUUUUAUCUCGUGCACCUAGCAUUUUAAAUUCCAUAU
This is a messenger RNA of Loa loa (African eye worm), 2553 nucleotides long. RefSeq names its product aminopeptidase N. The record is from RefSeq and is a predicted model, not a curated record. Gene Ontology annotation, biological process: proteolysis; peptide catabolic process. Gene Ontology annotation, cellular component: cytoplasm. Bases 57 to 2168 code for a protein of 703 amino acids. Gene Ontology annotation, molecular function: zinc ion binding; metalloaminopeptidase activity; peptide binding. Lineage: Eukaryota; Metazoa; Nematoda; Chromadorea; Rhabditida; Onchocercidae. The transcript is spliced from 17 exons.